AUGUUCAAGUUUCAACAUGGCGUCGUCGAGCUUCGUCGUGCGCUGGCAUCGCUCAACACUGUCUCUAGCUUUGCACUUUCCAGCGCUCUGCUCGGGCCGGCUAAUCUGGACUGGCUUAGUCAAAUUGAUCUCUGGUGUUGUCUCGUCUGCUGGGCUCCAUGGCUUGCUCUCUGGGGAAGGUUCAAUCCUUACCAUGGCAAACAACAGACAGUCCCAGCAGACGGCUCUGUUGUGCAGCGCAGAGCGCGGUUUUAG
Sparassis crispa is the source of this 255-nucleotide messenger RNA. RefSeq lists its product as hypothetical. The record is from RefSeq and is a predicted model, not a curated record. The transcript has 2 exons. The coding region runs from base 1 to 255 and encodes 84 amino acids. NCBI's taxonomy places the organism in Eukaryota, Fungi, Basidiomycota, Agaricomycetes, Polyporales, Sparassidaceae.